Colius striatus (speckled mousebird) is the source of this 4080-nucleotide messenger RNA. Its product is annotated as histone acetyltransferase KAT7-like. Gene Ontology annotation, biological process: regulation of DNA-templated transcription. Lineage: Eukaryota; Metazoa; Chordata; Aves; Coliiformes; Coliidae. Gene Ontology annotation, cellular component: nucleus. The record is from RefSeq and is a predicted model, not a curated record. Gene Ontology annotation, molecular function: histone acetyltransferase activity; zinc ion binding. The transcript has 15 exons. The coding region runs from base 326 to 2158 and encodes 610 amino acids.
CAGCCCAAACCCAAGAUGGCCGCCCGUAGCUUCACUAUCAGCGGCGCCGCUAGGAUAUGCGUUAGAAUCCAAGAUGGCAGCCUCCACUGGCCUGAGGCUGUCUGGGGGUCACGUGAUGAGGGGGUGUGGACUACGCCCCGGCGGAAGCGUGAGGGACCAAGCGGGGCACAGGGCCUGGCGGCGGUGGUGGUAUCGAGGGUAGACGUGCCGCAAGACCGAAAAGACGGCUGUCACCACGGAGUCCGCCAGUGCUAACACAGCGGCGACCGCCGCUUCACGGGCUGAGGGCGCCGGGGACCAUCCAACCUCGCUGCCCCCGCCAAGGAUGCAGCGCAGGAAGAGGAAUGCGGGCAGUAGCUCAGAUGGAACAGAAGACUCUGAUUUCUCUACUGAUCCUGAGCACACAGAUAGUUCUGAAAGUGAUGGAACAUCACGACGAUCUGCACGUGUGACCCGUUCCUCAGCCAGACUCAGUCAAAGCUCUCAAGAUUCCAGCCCAGUUCAUAACCCACCGUCGUUUGGAGCAGAAGAGCCAGUCUAUUCCACAAGGAGGGUGACCCGCAGCCAGCAGCAGCCGACUCCCGUGACUCCAAAGAAAUACCCACUCCGACAGACUCGCUCCUCUGGCUCAGAGACUGAGCAAGUUGUUGACUUUUCUGAUAGAGACACUAAAAAUGCAGCAGAUCACGAUGAGUCUCCACCUCGUACCCCCACCGGGAAUGCGCCUUCCUCAGAGUCUGAUAUUGAUAUCUCCAGUCCAAAUGUAUCCCAUGAUGAGAGCAUUGCCAAGGACAUGUCCAUGAAGGAUUCUGGAAGUGACCUGUCUCACCGCCCUAAGCGCCGUCGCUUCCAUGAAAGCUACAAUUUCAACAUGAAAUGUCCCACUCCUGGUUGUAACUCUUUAGGACACCUAACUGGAAAACAUGAGCGACACUUCUCCAUUUCGGGGUGCCCACUGUAUCAUAAUCUCUCAGCAGAUGAGUGCAAGGUGCGAGCACAGAGCCGGGAUAAACAAAUUGAGGAGAGAAUGCUGGCCCAUCGGCAGGAUGACAACAGACAUGCCACCAGGCACCAGGCACCAACAGAGAGACAGCUGCGAUACAAAGAGAAAGUAGCUGAGCUCAGGAAGAAGAGGAACUCAGGGCUAAGCAUGGAGCAGAAAGAAAAAUAUAUGGAGCACAGACAAACCUAUGGCAAUACUCGAGAACCUCUGCUUGAAAACCUGACGAGUGAGUAUGACCUCGAGCUUUUCCGAAGAGCUCAAGCACAUGCAUCUGAGGACCUGGAGAAGCUGCGUCUCCAGGGCCAGAUCACAGAAGGCAACAAUAUGAUCAAAACAAUCACUUUUGGCCGUUACGAGCUGGAUACCUGGUAUCAUUCUCCCUACCCAGAGGAGUAUGCUCGUCUGGGGUGUCUCUACAUGUGUGAGUUCUGUCUCAAGUACAUGAAGAGCCAGACAAUACUGCGCAGACACAUGGCAAAAUGUGUCUGGAAACAUCCCCCGGGUGAUGAAAUCUACCGCAAAGGCUCCAUUUCCGUGUUUGAAGUGGAUGGGAAAAAGAACAAGAUCUACUGUCAAAACCUGUGUCUGCUGGCAAAACUUUUCUUGGACCAUAAAACACUAUAUUAUGAUGUUGAGCCCUUCCUCUUCUAUGUCAUGACAGAAGCUGACAACACUGGCUGUCAUCUGAUAGGAUAUUUCUCCAAGGAGAAGAAUUCUUUUCUCAACUACAAUGUUUCGUGCAUUUUGACAAUGCCUCAAUAUAUGAGACAAGGUUACGGCAAGAUGCUGAUUGACUUCAGCUAUUUGCUUUCUAAAGUAGAAGAAAAAGUUGGCUCUCCAGAACGCCCUCUAUCUGAUUUAGGUCUCAUCAGCUACCGUAGUUACUGGAAGGAAGUUCUCCUUCGUUACCUGCAUAAUUUCCAAGGAAAAGAGAUCUCUAUAAAAGAAAUCAGCCAGGAGACUGCAGUAAACCCUGUUGACAUUGUGAGCACCUUGCAGGCGCUUCAGAUGCUGAAAUACUGGAAGGGAAAACAUCUAGUCCUAAAAAGACAGGAUCUAAUUGAUGAAUGGAUAGCCAAAGAGGCAAAAAGAUCCAACAGCAAUAAGAUAAUGGAUCCCAGCUGUUUAAAAUGGACCCCUCCUAAGGGAACUUAACUGUUUCUCACACAUGAAGCCAGUGAACCCCAGCAGUAGGAAGUACCUUAGGGAUCUCUGUUGUAUCUGUUGCUGUUGUGAUUGGUUGGUCCAGUACCCUCCUGAAAGAUCAGUUCCCCUUGGUACUGUUCUAGUCCAGAUCUUUUGUGCAUACCACACAUGCUGGUUCUGAGGAACUUUAUGUUUCAGCCUCAAUGAGGUUGCAAGGACUGGAUCUGUAUAGGACCCAAAUGAAGCUCCUAACGGCACUGGCCCAAGGAGUUUUGAUACCUGGUACUGUACCUUUCCAGUCACUGGUCUUACCCUCAUGUUCUUAUUCUGAUGAGGUUGUGUUGUGCCCUAUAAUCUGAUUGUUUUCUUCCUUCAGGUUCCUUGCAUUCUAAGUGUUGGAGAUAACUUCUAUGGCCCUGUGUUUUCCCUAUACUAUAGCAGGUCUUCACAUAGUUAAUACUGUACAGUCAAAAGCAUGUGUAUCUCAUAACUGAGUGGUGUGGUCAUUGUUGUUACCCUGAAGGAGUCAAGAUUUAAGUGUGCAAGAACAUUGUGGUCUUAGGUGUUCCACAGAGUUGCUCUUGUCGUAUGCUUCUGGAGCUACUACAGUACCACGUCUGUUGGACAGACCUCUUUGAUUGUAAGUUGCUGGCUUUUCCUGUUUAAUCUCUUGGAGUUAAUAGGUUCCUUUACACAGAAGCAGCCUGUUCAAAAUAUUUCACUGGAGAUGUUUUUCCCAGAGCAGUCUUCCUUGAAUUGUAGGUCUCAUUGUAUUGGAAAGGAUUUUUUUUUCCUCCAGACUGAAGAAAUAAAAGCUUUGGACAAGGCUGGCAAAAAUCUGUCUAAACAGCCACAGAAGCUCCAUGAUGACAAUAUCACCCGUCAUUGGAUUGCCUUCAUUGUACGUUCUGUGCAUCAGUGGCAGCUCUGAUAAGCUGUGUGGAUGAUUUACUUCUCUGACAGUGCGUUCUUGUUUGUCAUUGUAAAACAACAAAAGCUUUUACUUCCUCUCUUCCAUCAGCACCACCAGAAGAAACUAUCAUACAAUGGCUUUCAAGUGUAACCACUGUCCUUGUGCCACAAGUUUCCUAUAUGGCUCCAGUGUUAAUUAAAAGGGGAGGACAGUCUUGAGGUAGAUGAUGGCAGCAUCGGAUAGUGCUGAUUUCAUUUAAACCUUCCAAUGCUUCCUGACUGAACAGUAUCUGAAAUGAAGUACUUGCCAUGUACUGGUAGGUAGGAGCUGUUUCUGACCCAUCCUAAUGGGGAAAAGUUCUCUGCUGCUCUUCUGAUGGUUGGCUACCUUUCUCUGCCUCCUUUAAAAAAAGAAAGAAAAGAAAAAAAAAAAUCAUCAGUACAUGGCGUAGACCUUGUGGGCAUUACUGACUUUUGCUAUCUCAUGCCUUUUGCUUCUGUAUCGUAACUAACUACAGAUACUCAUGAAAUUAUCCAACAAAGUAGAUCUCUUGUGGAGUAGGGAAGAAAGCCAUUCUUGUGCAGAAGCUAAACCCUGUUCCCAUGAUGUGGUAGAAUGUGCUAUUCUUGUAUCUACUUCUCAAUAAAGCAUGUUCUCUGCUCAAGUUUAUGCCUUCUUUUUAUGUUUUUUCUCAGUCAAAUGCUAUUCUGCAUCUCCAGUUAAAUGAAGCUGCUGCUUGAUGUUGCAGAGGACUAAUCUGGAACCCAUCUUUGUGUCUGGUGUGUUAAAGAUUGUGAUUAGAGCCUUUAGGCUGAACCUGAUGGAAAAUAGCCUAAAUUUUGAAUUCAUUCUAGAGCUUACUGGGCACAGACUACUGUGGGGAAUACAUGGAUGUGGCCAGGUACUGGCAACUGAAGUAUGUAAUGCAAAACUGGGAUGGCAUCUGUCAGCCUGAAGUUCAUUGAAGAAGGAAGGAGUUACUUUGAAAGUGAUGGCCAUAGAUUUUUAGCCUUUCUUU